Messenger RNA from Peniophora sp. CBMAI 1063, 426 nucleotides. NCBI's taxonomy places the organism in Eukaryota, Fungi, Basidiomycota, Agaricomycetes, Russulales, Peniophoraceae. The record is from the annotation of a GenBank genome assembly.
AUGCAUCGGUACACCAUCCGGCUCAUUUUCGCCAGCAACUUCCUCCGGCACUUCAUUGUCAUUGGCUAUCAUGGCGGCACCUGGGACAGGUACAGCUUCAACAGGGACCACGGCGAGGGGUCCCACAACGGGUACGGCUUCCUGCACCGCAAGAACGUCCCAUAUCUCUCCAGCUCCUUGGUUAUCGAGUGGGUCCGGUGGAUCGUCGACCUCGUCAACCCCUUCAAGCCCAGCGUCAUUCACGUCAUGUACAUCCGGUCCGUGGCCGAAGACCUCGUCGUUAUCUCCGGGAAGUCCAGCGACGUCGAGGAACCCGUCCAGCGGUGGCAGUUCCUCAUGCAAUCCAAGAGGAAGGAUCGGCGCGUCGACGAGCAAUCCAUGCGCCAGCAUAUAGUCCGUGAGCACAACAUGCAGCGCCAUCACUAG